Molecule: messenger RNA, 1110 nt
Organism: Mauremys reevesii (Reeves's turtle)
Lineage: Eukaryota; Metazoa; Chordata; Testudines; Geoemydidae
Product: olfactory receptor 10A4-like
Exons: 3
Coding region: 1-1110 (369 amino acids)
Biological process (GO): G protein-coupled receptor signaling pathway
Cellular component (GO): membrane
Molecular function (GO): G protein-coupled receptor activity; olfactory receptor activity
Source: RefSeq, a predicted model, not a curated record
AUGAUCUAUUUUGAGAAUAACCCAGGAGAGAACCGGACCAUCUCUGAUGUAUUCAUCCUGGUGGGGUUUUCAAACCUUAAGAAGCUGCAAAUCAUUCUCUUUCUGGUGCUUCUGGUCACCUACCUGGUUGCCCUGAUAGGGAAUCUCCUUGUUAUCCUCCUUAUAAAGCUAAACCCCUCACUCCACACCCCCAUGUAUUUCUUCCUGGUGAACCUGUCAUUCUUGGAAAUCUGCUACACCAGCAGUGUGGUCCCUCAGCUGCUGAUUCACCUCUUGGCGGAGCAAAAGACCAUCACCAUUGUGGGCUGUGCUGCCCAGAUGUACGUCAUCACCAUCAUGGGCCUGACACAAUGCUGCCUCCUAGCAGUCAUGGCGUACGACCGCUAUGUGGCCAUAUGUCACCCCCUGCACUACAGAACUAUCAUGAGUGGCCGGGCUUGUGCACAGCUCGUGGGUGCUUCAUGGAUCAUCGGCAUCUCAGUGGAAGUAGCUCAGAUCACAUGGAUCUUCAGCCUGCCCUUCUGUGGCUCCAACCGCAUCCACCACUUCUUCUGCGACAUUCCACCAGUGGUGAAGAUGGCAUGCACAGACACAUCCAAAAACGAGAUUAUGGUCCUGACCGUGUCAGUUUUGUUCAUCAUGGGCCCUUUUUUAUUGAUAACCGUGUCCUACAUCUGCAUUAUCUCCACCAUCCUCAAGCUCCCAUCAGCAGAGGGAAGGCGUAAAGCCUUCUCCACCUGCUCCUCUCACCUCAUGGUGGUGACUUUGUUCUAUGGAACGGCCCUUUUCACCUACCUGAGGCCCAAGUCUAUCUCCACCCCAGAGAGUGACCAAAUGAUUUCCCUUGUGGUCACAGUUGUGGUACCCGUGUUGAACCCCAUAAUAUACACUCUGAGGAACAAAGAGGUGAAGGGAGCCUUUAGAAAAACAGUUGAGAAGAGCAUUUUUUCAAACAAUUGGAGAAAACAGAGAAUGAAAAAUAGACUUAAUGGUGGGGGUGUUAGCUUUCAUGUCCUCCUGUAUACAAAUGGAGUGUCCAGAUGCCUUGAAGAGCUCAGAAAAUAUCACUCAACUGCCAGUGACAAGCAUCUUUAUAGACCUUAUUCCUAA